AUGAAAGUAAUUGGAGCACAUGUUGGUGGUGGUGAUCAUAUAAAGACCACUAACCACUCUUCAAUUGGUCCUCCUUUGACUGCCAUUGAUAGAUUCUUAUGGGGUCAACAAAACCAUUUCCCUCAAAAGAAACUUCAACAAAAUGUUGAUGAUCAAAAUAUGUGUAGCUUUGGUUGUUCUAAUGUUUCAACAUAUAGUUCUAUGUGGCCUAAUAAUAAUAUGAUCUUGACUCAAGAAGCUAGCUUUGUUGAUCAUCUUUUGGCAAAUGAAGAGGUGAUGAAUUGGACACACCAAAUUCCUUCAUUGUGUGUGGAGAAAGAAGAUGUGAUCAAUGAUUUAGGCAAGGGUACAAAAAUGGUUGGAAAAAGACCUAAGAAAGUGUCUUCUUUUUCUUUGAUCAAAGGACAAUGGACGAAUGAAGAAGACAGUAAAUUGUUGAAGUUGGUGAAGCAAUAUGGUGUAAGAAAAUGGUCUCAAAUAGCUGAGAAGUUGGAAGGAAGAGCUGGAAAGCAGUGUCGAGAGAGGUGGUAUAAUCAUCUAAGGCCUGAUAUUAAAAAAGAUAGUUGGAGCGAAGAAGAAGAGAGGAUACUAGUAGAAAGCCAUGGCAAGAUUGGAAACCGCUGGGCGGAGAUAGCAAAGAAAAUUCCUGGAAGAACAGAGAAUGCAAUUAAGAAUCAUUGGAAUGCAACUAAAAGGAGACAAAAUUCAAGGAGAAAGAACAAAAAGCCUAAAACUACAAAUGCUAAACCACAAUCUUCUAUUCUCCAAGACUAUAUCAAAACUUUGACUCAAAAAUCGUCCACCACUACUACCACCACCACCACCACUACUACUACCGCGUCUAGCUCCACGUCAGCAUUAAUCUCUGAGGACCCUUCUUCAAACCAAUCCGACCUUGUUUUUUCGAACAUGUCUCAUGAAAAUUCAUCAUCACCACUUAUAGUUGAAUCUUAUGAUGAUGAACUUCUCUUCAUGCAACAACUUUUCAAGGUGAAUAAUAAUUCUGAACCUGGUAACCCCUACUACAAGAAACCCUCUUUAAACUCUUAUUCAUUGGAUUAUUCUUCCCAAACUAAUAGUAAUCAGAUUCUCUGUGAUGUUACUGAUUGUGGAUUUGUUCAUUCCAAUUCUAAUUACCCUAUGAUGAAUUUUGAUCACUGCUACCUUUCACCAAUGUUGAAUGGAAAUCAUCAAAACCAAAGUAAUGUGGAGUGGCAACUUGGGAAUAUGAAUUUUUAG
Trifolium pratense (red clover) is the source of this 1239-nucleotide messenger RNA. Its product is annotated as transcription factor MYB119-like. Gene Ontology annotation, molecular function: DNA-binding transcription factor activity, RNA polymerase II-specific; RNA polymerase II cis-regulatory region sequence-specific DNA binding. The transcript has 3 exons. NCBI's taxonomy places the organism in Eukaryota, Viridiplantae, Streptophyta, Magnoliopsida, Fabales, Fabaceae. The record is from RefSeq and is a predicted model, not a curated record. The coding region runs from base 1 to 1239 and encodes 412 amino acids. Gene Ontology annotation, biological process: regulation of DNA-templated transcription. Gene Ontology annotation, cellular component: nucleus.